Messenger RNA from Nelumbo nucifera (sacred lotus), 7605 nucleotides. NCBI's taxonomy places the organism in Eukaryota, Viridiplantae, Streptophyta, Magnoliopsida, Proteales, Nelumbonaceae. The record is from RefSeq and is a predicted model, not a curated record.
AUGCAAAAUACUGGUCCACAUGCUUCAUCCAGGCCUAUGUAUAAAAAGAGGACUCGUGAGAGAGAAGACAUUAGUUGGAAAUACUGUACUGAAGUUGAUGGGGAUCGGUCCAGGCAUUAUAAGACCUAUUCUCGUAAGAAGAAGGCCAACAAACAGGUUCUGAUUUGGCAUGGGGAAGACUCUUGGGACUUGGACUGAUCUGGUCAGGGGUAUUUUCGUCAUUUUGACCAGUCACAUGUGGGCUUGGGCUAUAGCAUCUUGUUCCUGUAGCUUAGUAGUGAUUCUCUUUCAAUUUUUAGUUUAUUUGCAUUAGUAGGUAGAAAGUUUUUAUGUUUCUUGAUGCACAAGAUAAGGAGUGGCUUUUUUUGUACUUACGGUAAGAGUAUUCCGGGUCACACAAGUCACUCUAUAAAUAGAUGUAUUCUCUUCCUUUUGAAGCUAAUUGUUUAUUUUGAGUUCUCUUGCAAGUUUGAUGUAUGGAGUGAUUCCUACAACCCCUAGAGUGAUUCUAGGAACCUUGGAGUGAUUCCUUGGGAUUUCUAUCCCCCUCUCUCUUUCUGUCUUGUAAUUGUUUGUUCCAACCCUAUUGCAUCAGUUUUGGUAUCAGAGCAUCAAGUUUCAAAUGGCUCAUUACAAUGGUAGAAACAUGAGAAGAAGAUUAAGUGAACAAACUAAAGAAGAAGUGUUGCUUGCACUUAUUAAUCGGUAGACACCCUAGAAGCUCAAGGCAAACUAUUGAUGGAAGACCAAAAAGAAAAAAAAAAACAGCAUUGGUGUUCUACAUGGAGGAUAUGACGAGUUUUAAGGGUACUUUAAAAACUCAAGGUACUGCCAUCAAGCCCCUAAGGACUGCCAUCAAGCCCUUAAAGCCUUGAACUCUACAAACUCAAGGUACUUUAAAUGAUUUAUAUGACGAGUUGGAGAAUUCUAAGACUAAUAUAGAUGACUAUCAGGAUGAUAUUACUAGUAAAGUGAAGAUAGAAGUUCCUAGUUUUAAGGGUGAUAUCGAUCCACAAGCUUUAUCCAAUUGGAUGGCAGAAUUAGAGGUAUACUUUGAUUGGUUCGAUAUGUCAGAUGAGAGAUGGAUUAGAUUUGCUAAACUUAAACUUAUAGACCAUGCAAAAGUAUAGUGGAGUGUGGAGAAAAGAUUACAAAAUAUGGGUCAGCGUCCUAUCACCCGUUUGGAAGAUAUUUUUCUUGAUGAAUAUGUUAUAUAUAUAAAAAAUUUUAUUAUAUACUAAAUGCUUAUUAUUUUAUAUAAUAUAUACAAAGUUUAAGUUUUAACAUAUAAUCAAAUAUUAAUUAGUUGACACAUGUCAAUACAUGUGUAUGACAUGUGUAAACACUUGAGCCAACUCAUUUGGAAGAUAUAAAGUAUCAAUUGGAGGAAAAUAUUUGCCUAAUGACUUCCUAGAUGCUCUUCAUGAUGAGAUGAUGACAUUGAGGCAAGGCAACUUAUUUGUGUUUGAAUACAUUCUAAAGUUUGAUGCGCUUACUAUUAGAUGUCAGUCUACAGAAAGUGAGAAGUAAAAAAUUAGUCCAAUUUCGGAAUGGUGUAAGGGUUGAUAUUCAAAGGGAAAUGAUGACCGCACAAGUUUAUGAUGUAGGUUAUGUUUUUCAAAUGGCUCUUAAAAUAGAGAAGAGCUUGAAGCAAGAGAAUAGUAGGAGGCUUGGCAUUCAAUCUAGGGAGCCAGCAACCCUUAAGAGUUUAGAUGAGGGUAGAGCCACUAAACCUAAAUCUCAUAAUGCUGUUCUAGUAAGGGAAAGAAUAUCAUGAUUGAUGCUAAUAAAAGGGGAACAACAGAAAAUACUUGUUUCAGGUGUGGUGGAAAGGGCCACUAUGCAUUUCAAUACCCCAAUAAAAAUCUACACAUAGGGUGUGGGAAGGAAGGACAAGUGAAAGAUAAUGGAGGCCUUGGCGAAGAAUACAUUGGAUCUAAACAUGAAGAAGAAGACGACAACAAUCUUGUUGGAGUUAGACAUAUUUUAGCAUCAUCUAAAGAAGAAAAGAAAGAAGAUUGGCUUUGUACAACGAUCUUCCUCACCUUUGUCAAGAGUGGAGACAACUUUGCAAGCUAAUAAUUUGUGAUGGUAGCAACAUGAAUGUGGUUUCUACAGCAACUGUUGAAAGGCUCAAUUUAGUUGCACAACCUUACCCUCAACCAUGCAAGAUUGCCUGAUUAAACAAGAUGACUCUUCAGGUAGAACAAAGAGCUCUUGUUUCUAUUUUCUAUGGGUCUUAUGCCGAUGAUAUUUGGUGUGAUGUUGUUCUUAUGAAUGUUACACAUUAGGCCGACCAUGGCUUUACAUAGGAAUAUAUACCAUUGUGGGAAAGAAAAUACAUAAUUACUAAUGGAAAGAGAAUUGUUAUGAAACUUGAAACCUAUGUCACCUAAUGAGAUCAAGAAGCAACACAUACCCCUAUUUAAGAGGUACUUAAGGAGGUUGAAGACUUGCUGGCUGAUUUUUCAGAUUUGAUCCUAGAUAAGUUGCCUGAUGAAUUACCACCUCUACGUGAUGUCCAACAUGCAAUAUACUUGAUUCCCGGGUUCCAACUACCUAAUUUGCCUACAUACCAAUUGAAUCUCAUAGAACAUGCUGAGUUAGAGGCAAGUGGAUUAUCUAUUGAACAAGGGCUUCAUUAGAGAAAGUUUCAGCCCAUGUGCUAUUAUUGGCUCUACUCACUCCCAAGAAUGAUGACUCAUGGAGGAUGUGUGUUGAUAGUAGAACAAUCAACAAGAUUACAAUCAAGUAAUGGUUCUCCAUUCCUUGCUUAAAUGGCAUAUUGGAUAUGAUGAUCGAAGGUACAAUUUUCUCUAAGAUUGAUCUUAGAAGCGGAUGUCACGAAAUUACGAUUUGUCUUGGAGAUGAAUGGAAAACCACUUUUAAGACAAAGGAAGGCCUCUAUGAGUGGUUUGUUAUGCCUUUUGCUUAACUAAUGCUCCCAACACUUUCGUGAAAGUUAUGACUUAGGUACUUUGUCCUUUUAUUGAUCAUUUCUUGGUUGUUUAUAUUGAUGGCAUUCUUAGAUACAACCAUACUCUUGAUGACCUUCUCGACCAUUUACAAGUGAUGAGAGCCUUACGCCAGGAAAAGCUCUACACCAUCAACUUAAAGAAGUGUUCUUUUAUGACACCUAUUGUUAUCUUUUUAGGAGUUGUUAUGUAUCUUUUGAAGGUGUUAAGGCUGAUCCUGACAAUCUUUUGAAGGUGUUAAGGCUGAUCCUGACAAGGUGACAGCUAUACUUGAUUGACCCAGCCCCACUAACAUCCAUUAAGUGAGAAACUUUCACGGAUUAACUAUUUUUUAUAGGAAUCAUAAGGAAUUUCAGUACUAUUAUGGCACCAAUUACAGAAGCUAUGAAAAAGGGGGAAUUUGUUUGGUUUAAGGCUGCAACUAAAGCCUUUGAAACUAUCAAGCAAAGGAUGAUUGAGACCCCAAUGUUACAACUGCCCAACUUUUCAAAAAUCUAUGAGGUGUUUUGUGAUGCUUCUCAAGUUGGAAUAGGUGGUGUGCUUAUGCAAGAAGGACAUUCUAUAGCUUUUCAUAGUGAAAAGCUUAAUGAAGCUAGACUUAAGUACUCCACAUAUGACAAGGAAUUCUAUUCUACUAUGCAAUGUCUUUGGCAUUGGUGUUAUUAUUUAACUUUUCAAGAGUUUGUUUUGUAUUUAGUAGUUGACAUCAGAAAUGAGUUGAAUUUUUAGUAGAAUGUAACUUUGUGAUUAAGCAUAUAGCUAGUGCUGAGAACCGAGUAGCUGAUGCAUUGAGCCGUGUGGUGUACAUGCUUCAUUCUAUACAACUUGUGGGGUUCGAUUGGCUGAAGCAAGAUUAUGCUGGUUGCAAGGAUUUCGACAUCAUUAAUGGUUCUUUACAGGCUGGACAACAAUCUGAAUAUCCUGGCUUUUCUAUCCGUGAUGGUUAUUUAUUCAAGGGAACUUGCUUGUGUCUUUCUAACGCUUCACUAUUUGAUUAUGUUAUGUGGGAGUUACAUGCAGGUGGAAUUGCUGGGCAUUUUGGUCAAGAUAAGACCAUUGCUUUGGUAGGUCGCUUUUAUUGGCCUAGCCUUAAGGUUGAUGCUGAUCAUGUGAUCAAACAGUUCAGAAUUUGUCAAUUGGAAAAAGGGAGAAAUAAAAAUGCAGGGUUGUACUCCCCUUUACCAAUCCCACAUGAGCCUUUUCAAAACCUCUCUAUGGAUUUUGUCUUAGGUCUGCCCAAGAUAGUAAGGGGUCAUGAUUCAAUUUAUGUUGUGGUAGACAGAUUCUCAAAAAUGGUCCACUUUAUUCCUUGUAGUAAGAAUAUAGAUACUUCACAUGUGGCAAACCUAUUAUUUAGGGAAGUUGUUUGUUUACAUGGUGUUCUUGUUACUAUUGUUUCUGAUCGCGAUGCUAAGUUUACGAGUUACUUUUGCAAGACACUUUGGAAACUUCCCAAUACAAAAUUGAAGUUCUCAUCUAAUGACCAAAUUGUGGUAGUUAAUAGGAGCCUUGGUGAUUUGUUACAUUGUUUAAUUGGUGAUUAUACUUCCAAGUGGGAUCUCAUCCUACCUAUGGCUGAAUCUGCUUAAAGCAGUUUAGUUAAUAGUUCAAUUGGAAGAAGUCCCUUUGAGAUAGUUACUGGAAUUCAGCCUAAGAGGUCUAUUGAUGUAUUGAUUUGGUGUCUUUGCCACAAGAUGCUAGGACUAGCGUAGAGGCUGAAGGCUUUCAUCUCCACAUGAGAGAAACCCAUGAUGAAGUUAGAUGCAGGAUUGCUCUUAGCAAUGAUUCAUACAAAGACCAAGUUGAUUUACAUAGGCACCUAGCUGAUUUUCAGGAGGGUGAUAUGGUUAUGGUGCGUGUACGUCCUGAAUGCUUUCCUAAGGGCUUUUGUAAGAAGCUUUACUCAAAGAUUGCAAGCCCCUAUAAGAUCACUAAGAAAAUCAGUUCUAAUGCCUAUGUCCUAGAACUGCCAAGUAACAUGGGAAUUAGCCUAGUAUUCAAUUUUGAAGACCUAAGUGCAUAUCAUGGCCAUAGUGAUUGUCCCAUAGUCCCAUUGCCUAAGCUGCCUUUGGUUCCAUCUACUGAUGUGUCUGAAGAUAUCUUUGGUUUGAAGUUUAUUUCUAUAGCAAGUGGGGGUUAUCAAACGUUUCUUGUAAAGUGGAAGAAUCUACCUCUUUUAGAAUGUUCAUGGAUUAUAACUGAAGACUUGUAUUGUCUUAAUCCAGAACUUUAUGAGCAAUAUCAUGCCUUUAACUCGCUAGGGUCGAGUUAUUUUAAGCCAGGGAGAGACGAUGGGGAUUGGCCCAGGCAUUAUAAGAUCUAUUCUCGUAAGAAGAAGGCAAACAAACAGGAUGGCAAGAAGAAAGAGCAAGAAUUUGAAAUGCAAGACAGUAUUGAAGAAUUACUUCAGUGCCAAACUACCCCUACUGUGCAUGGGAACAAAGAAGACUCUAAAUUUGAAGGGUCCCCAUUCCAUAUGGAUGGUAAGAAGAAAGAACAAGAAUUUGAAAUGCAAGACUGUAUUAAAGAAUUACUUCAGUGCCAAACUACCCCUACUGUGCAUGGGAACAAUGAAGAAUCUAAAUUUGAAGGGCCAUCAUUCCAUGUGGAUGGUAAGAAGAAAGAGCAAGAAUUUGAAAUGCAAGACAGUAUUAAAGAAUUACUUCAGUGCCAUACUACCCCUACCGUGCUUGGUAACAAAGAAGAAUCUAAAUUUGGAGGGGCCUCAUUCCAUGUGGACGGCAAGAAGAUAGAGCAAGAAUUUGAAAUGCAAAACAGUAUUGAAGAAUUGCUUCAGUGCCAAACUACCCCUACUGUGCAUGGGAACAAUGAAGAAUCUAAAUUUGAAGGGGCCUCAUUCCAUGUGGAUGGCAAGAAGAAAGAGCAAGAAUUUGAAAUGCAAGACAGUAUUAAAGAAUUAAUUCUGUGCCAAACUACCCGUACUGUGCAUGGGAACAGAGAUGAAUCUAAAUUUGAAGGGGCUUCAUUACAUGUGGAUGAUAAGAAGAAAGAGCAAGAAUUUGAAAUGCAAGACAGUAUUAAAGAAUUACUUCAGUGCCAAAUUACCCCUACUGUGCAUGGGAAUAAAGCAGAAUCUAAAUCUGAAGGGGCCUCAGUCCAUGUGAUUCUAGAAAGGGUAAGAAAUAUUGAGGCUCAAUUGCAACAAUUGCAACAUCUUCAAGCCCUUGAGCCUAAAAUACAGAAGCUGGAGCAAUUAAUAAGCACACAAUUGAUGGAAUGGAAGUCAGAAAUGCUCCAGGGGUUCGCUUUGCUGUCACUCCAAGUUCAAAGGUCUUUUGGAGUGCCUGAAGCCAGCAUGGACCAGGACCACACCAAAGAGGCAAUCAAUUUUCAGACACAGGUGGUGUUUCCACAUGCUUCAGAUUUUCCUUCUUUCACCGAGUUGGAGAAAAAAGCAAUUAUAUAUGCUUUAUUUAAUCCUGUUGGACCGCUUGAUGAAAAUUUGGUAAUUCUGUGGAAGUUUCACCUAACAAGGUCGGAGCUUCUUUGUGUGAGAGAUGGCAAGUGUGUUUCUAGUGCUGUUAUGAAUUGUGUGGUGGAUGUACUAGUGCAUGAACAGUUUGGUAAUGGUUUGGUAAAACACCAUUACUUUCCCACAUCUUUUGCGGAAAAGAUUCUAAAAGAUGAACCUCCAAGUCUUGAGGAGUUGAAAGUUUUUUAUGAACCAAGUAUACUUAAAUAUGACUUGUUGCAAUGUGAAUUGUUAUUCAUCCCCCUUUGUGUUGAUUCCCACUGGUUCAUAUAUGUCAUAAAUCUAAGAGACAAGAGGGUGGAAGUUCUUAACAGCCUACCAAUGUCUGGAUUCACUGUAGAGCUUAAUUAUCUGUCUAGAAUGAAAGAAACUUGUAAUGAAAUUAUGAGUAGCUUGAGUGGAAGACCCAUGGCGAUUACAGAAUGGCCUGUGUUAAUUCCCGAGCUUCCUAUUCAAAAAGCCAAUUAUGAUUGUGGUAUAUUCAUGAUAUGUUAUAUGGAGUAUUGGGAUGGACGACUAAUGAAGUCCUUUGCACAGGAUGAUAUCCCAUACUUGCGGAUGAAGAUUAUAGCUGAUUUGUUGUUGCACCCAGAAAACAAGGUAACACUUAUAAGAUGAUGCUUCUCCAAUGUAAUUUUGAAACGUCUCAUCUGGGAAACUCCAAAGGCAAAUGUCAUAGACAUAGAGAGGGUCACUCCAGAUCAUCACAAUGAUUCCAUUUGGAGGAAACCAGCCAACGGCAUCUUAAAAAUCAACCUCGGUGACGAUGGGAGCUUCUCAUUCAGAAGGGCGUUCAUUUUUGUCAUGGGGAGAGCAAUUAGUUUCUGUUGUUCUAACCCGAGGAGAGGUUGAAGCUUUGGGCUUUUUUUUUCAAUGAAUUGCUAUUUGCCAAGGAAUUAAAUCUCUCGGCAAUUUGUUUAGAAGGUGAUUCACAAAAUCUUGGAUCGUUCCUACUUCCUGGGAAUAGCUCUGCCGUCCCACUGUGGCUAUGCAAAUAUAUAGCAGAUUGCAGGAUCUGUGGCCGAAUGCUAAGGUUGAGGGAGUGUGGAUGUAUACGUAAUGAUGUGUAUAGUCUAUUCAAUACAUUUUCAUCCUACUGAUGUUUCUCUUUUUAACUUAGCAAAUGGCAAAGAAUUG